Molecule: messenger RNA, 672 nt
Organism: Pochonia chlamydosporia 170
Lineage: Eukaryota; Fungi; Ascomycota; Sordariomycetes; Hypocreales; Clavicipitaceae
Product: zinc finger domain-containing protein
Exons: 3
Coding region: 1-672 (223 amino acids)
Biological process (GO): positive regulation of cytoplasmic translation
Cellular component (GO): cytoplasm
Molecular function (GO): single-stranded RNA binding; mRNA binding; translation regulator activity
Source: RefSeq, a predicted model, not a curated record
AUGUCUUCUCUCUCUCGUCGAGCUUGCUAUAAAUGCGGCAACGUGGGCCACUACGCAGAAGUUUGCUCAUCUGCAGAGCGCCUCUGCUACAACUGCAAGCAGCCCGGUCAUGAGUCCAAUGGCUGCCCACUUCCCAGAACUACUGAGGCCAAGCAGUGCUACCAUUGCCAAGGACUUGGUCACGUUCAGGCCGACUGCCCUACACUGCGCCUCAGCGGCAAUACCUCUGGUGCGCGAUGCUACAACUGCGGCCAGCCUGGACAUAUUGCUCGUGCAUGCCCUAACCCUGUUGGCCCCAUGGGCCGUGGUGCUCCUAUGGGACGUGGUGGCUUUGCCGGUGGCUUUGCUGGCCGUGGUGGAUUUGCUGGUGGCCCUCGUCCUGCUACCUGCUACAAGUGUGGUGGUCCCAACCACUUUGCCCGGGAUUGUCAAGCUCAGGCUAUGAAAUGCUACGCCUGUGGAAAGCUUGGUCACAUUUCUCGCGACUGCACUGCUCCUAACGGUGGUCCUUUGAACACUGCUGGCAAGACUUGCUACCAGUGCGGUGAAGCCGGCCACAUUUCUCGCGACUGCCCGCAGAAGAACGCCAGUGGCGAGAUUGCUCCCGAGGUCGAUAUGAACAGCGUCCCGGCUGCCCAGGCUCCCGUGGCUCCUAUUGCUCCAGUAGCAUAA